Aspergillus mulundensis is the source of this 2169-nucleotide messenger RNA. It is a transcript of the gene hsp88, whose product is annotated as Hsp70 chaperone Hsp88. The transcript is spliced from 5 exons. Gene Ontology annotation, cellular component: cytosol; nucleus. The record is from RefSeq and is a predicted model, not a curated record. NCBI's taxonomy places the organism in Eukaryota, Fungi, Ascomycota, Eurotiomycetes, Eurotiales, Aspergillaceae. Gene Ontology annotation, molecular function: ATP binding; ATP-dependent protein folding chaperone. Gene Ontology annotation, biological process: protein folding. The coding region runs from base 1 to 2169 and encodes 722 amino acids.
AUGUCUGUCGUCGGUAUUGAUUUCGGUGCUCAAAGCACGAAGAUUGGUGUUGCCCGUAACAAGGGUAUUGACAUUAUCGCCAACGAAGUUUCCAACCGCCAGACACCUUCCCUUGUCGGAUUCAGCGCUAGAAGCAGACACAUCGGUGAAGCCGCGAAGACACAAGAGACCUCCAACCUCAAGAACACUGUUGGCAACCUCAAGCGCCUGAUCGGUCGCGCAUUCAGCGACCCUGAGAUUGCGCUCGAGCAGGAAUUCAGCGUCGCGCAGCUCUGUGACGUCAAUGGCCAGGCCGGUGUCGAGGUUAGCUACCUGGGCAAGAAGGAGAAGUUCUCCGCCAUCCAGCUGGUCGCCAUGUACCUGACCAAGAUUCGCGACAUCACCUCGAAAGAACUGAAACUCCCCGUCACGGAUGUCACACUGAGUGUUCCCGCUUGGUUCACCGACAUCCAGCGCCGCGCUAUGCUCGAUGCUGGUGAGAUUGCUGGCCUCAAGAUUCUCCGAUUGAUCAACGACACCACCGCUACCGCUCUCGGAUACGGUAUCACCAAGCUUGACCUUCCCGGCCCUGAGGAGAAGCCCAGGAGGGUCAUGUUUGUCGACAUCGGUUACAGUGACUACACUGCCACCAUCGUCGAGUUCCGCAAGGGUGAGCUCAACGUCAAGGCCACUGCCUGCGACCGUCACUUCGGUGGCCGUAACUUCGACAAGGCCCUGACCGAGCACUUUGCGGAUGAGUUCAAGGAGAAGUUCAAGAUCGACAUCCGCAGCAACCCCAAGGCCUGGGCCCGUACUAUCGUCGCUGCCGAGAAGCUCAAGAAGAUUCUGUCCGCCAACACGGCUGCUCCCAUGAGCAUCGAGUCUCUUAUGGAGGACGUCGAUGUUCGCGCGAUGGUCAAGCGUGAGGAGCUGGAGGAGAUGGUUAAACCUCUUUUGGACCGUGUUACUGUUCCUCUAGAGCAGGCCCUUGCCGAGGCCAAGCUCAAGCCUGAGGACAUCGACUUCGUCGAGAUGGUUGGUGGCUGCACUCGUGUCCCCGCCAUCAAGGAUGCUGUCAACAAGUUCUUCGGCAAGAACCUUUCCUUCACCCUUAACCAGGAUGAGGCCAUUGCCCGUGGAUGUGCUUUCAGCUGCGCCAUCCUCUCCCCCGUUUUCCGUGUCCGUGACUUCUCCGUUCACGAUAUUGUCUCCUACCCCAUCGAGUUCACCUGGGAGCAGUCUCCCGACAUUCCCGAUGAGGACACCAGCCUGACGGUGUUCAACAAGGGCAACGUUAUGCCCUCAACCAAGAUUCUCACUUUCUACCGCAAGCAGCCUUUCGACCUCGAGGCUCGCUACGCCAACCCUGAGGGUCUCCCUGGCAAGGUUAACCCUUGGGUUGGUCGCUUCUCCGUCAAGGGUGUCAAGGCCGAUGCCAACGAUGACUUCAUGAUUUGCAAGCUCAAGGCUAGACUGAACCUGCACGGUAUCCUCAACCUCGAGUCUGGAUACUACGUUGAGGACGUCGAGGUUGAGGAGCCCGUUGAGGAUGAGAAGAAGGAGGGUGAUGCUAUGGACACCGAUGCCGCCGAGCAGCCCAAGAAGACGCGCAAGGUCAAGAAGCAGGUCCGCAAGGGCGACCUCCCCAUCUCCACUGGCACUGCCCAGCUUGAGCAAACUCUCAAGGACACCUGGCAAGAGCGCGAGAACUCCAUGUACAUGGAGGACAAGCUGAUUGCCGAGACUGAUGAGAAGAAGAACGAGCUUGAGGGUACUAUCUAUGAGAUGCGUGACAAGAUCGACGGUGUCUAUGCCGAGUUCGCUAGUGAAGAGGAGAAGGACAAGCUGCGAUCUAAGCUAACCGACCUCGAGGACUGGCUCUACGAGGAUGGCGAGGACGCCACCAAGUCCGUCUACGUUGCCAAGCUUGAUGAGAUCCGCUUCGUUGCCGGUCCCAUCAUUCAGCGCCACCGUGAGAAGCUCGAGGCUGAGCGCGAGGCUGUUCAGAAGGCCGCCGAAGAGGAGGCUGCCAAGAAGCGCGCUGAGGAGGAGGCCAAGCGCAAGGCUGAGGAGGAGGCCAAGAAGGCCGCCGAAGAAGCUAAGAAGGCUGAGAACCCAGACGCUGAGAUGAAGGAUGCUCCCACCGAGGGCGAGGCUGCUCCCGAGAACGCUGAGGCCGACAAGCAGUAA